This is a messenger RNA of Necator americanus (New World hookworm), 1020 nucleotides long. RefSeq lists its product as uncharacterized. Gene Ontology annotation, molecular function: ubiquitin-protein transferase activity. NCBI's taxonomy places the organism in Eukaryota, Metazoa, Nematoda, Chromadorea, Rhabditida, Ancylostomatidae. Gene Ontology annotation, cellular component: Smc5-Smc6 complex; nucleus. The record is from RefSeq and is a predicted model, not a curated record. The transcript is spliced from 11 exons. Gene Ontology annotation, biological process: double-strand break repair via homologous recombination. Bases 1 to 1020 code for a protein of 339 amino acids.
AUGAGGAUUGAGGCGAGGCGAGUGAGGGGCAAUGAUUGGGUUUCUCCUCUUGCGUCGUACAGAAAUGGGCAGGACUUCCCCGUAGGGAUAACCGACGGUCCUGAUAACGGAUAUCGAAGCUACUUCUAUAAAACUGAUCACAUGGGCGAGAAGUUACGUGUGAUCGAGGAACAUGAAGAGCGUAGCAACACUGACCAAGUUCCGGUGUUCUCAGAGAUUCUCGAAUGUUCUCAACAAUACUCCAUAGCUCAUCAACUCCUAGCAGCUGUUCUUAUAAAUAAGGGUAUUAUCACUAAAAAAGAAUUCUACCUCAGUUUCAUACGGAAUAUUGUUACCCUCGACCUAAAAAAACAUCGGAAGGUCGUAACGAAAAUAGAAUGCAGUAAAGAGGACUUGGACAUUCUCGCGUCGUCGUUGCUCAACCAGCUAAACUCUUUGUUAUCUGAGCUUGGCUUCCGUUUGCGCUUAAUUAUUGAGGAAGAAUCUCAGAAGGAAAUGGUGGCAUUAGUGACUGACGAUGUUCUUCCAAAAGAACUCUGUCCCAUCAGUGGAUUCAGCAUGGAUGAGCUCACGUUGGUUGGUCGUUAUGUGCGAAAAAUGGUGGAAGAUGGAGGAGAAUGCGAACAUUCUUGGGCACUCCAUGAGGGUACCAGAUUUUCUAACUCGAUGUCGUUGAUGAAAGUCCAAGUUUUUAUUGACAAAUUGAUUCACUGCGGCUGGAUUCUAGAGAAGAACGACAGAAUUUGUUUGUCAUCGAGAGCGAUAGCAGAGUUGGAGCCUAUUCUGACCACCAAGUAUGGAUGCCCGACCUGCGCCCUAUGUCAGAAAGUUGUUGUUCGAAAAGUUGCUGUUGUAAUAUGCGAUAUCUGCAAAGUGCAUAUCCAUCAACAUUGUUGGAUUAAACUUUCUGAUGGCUGUGGCGCAGAUGAAGUAUCGUGUCCAGGCGCUGCUUCAACCGGAUGUAAUAAAAUGUUUUCGAAAACUGAUGUACAUUUAGCCAUCCGAAAUUUUGACGAAUAG